This is a messenger RNA of Dovyalis caffra, 801 nucleotides long. NCBI's taxonomy places the organism in Eukaryota, Viridiplantae, Streptophyta, Magnoliopsida, Malpighiales, Salicaceae. The record is from the annotation of a GenBank genome assembly.
AUGGAAAUUAUCGUUGAAAACAUCCGCGCUAAUUCUGAUGAUGUGAUGUUUUACGAGCCAUUUGAUGAAUCUUUUGAAGGACGGUGGAUUGUUUCUGAGAAAGACGACUAUCAAGGUAUCUGGAAGCUCUCGAAAAGUGAGGGACACGAUGAUCAUGGACUUCUUGUCAGUGAGAAGGCCAAAAAGUAUGCCAUUGUGAAAGAGCUCGACAAUGUAGUGAGUCUCAAGGGUGGAACAGUUGUCCUACAGUUUGAGGUUCGGCUCCAAAAUGGACUUGAGUGUGGUGGUGCCUACUUGAAAUACCUCCGUCCCCAGGAGGUUGGAUGGAAACCCAAGGAAUUUGACAAUGAGUCUCCUUACUCCAUAAUGUUUGGACCUGACAAGUGUGGCUCCACCAACAAGCGGGGAGUAUGUAGAGCACCAUCUCAAGUACCCCCUUCAGUGCCAUCUGACAAACUAUCUCAUCUCUAUACUGCAAUAUUGAAACCGGAUAAUGAAUUGGAGAUUCUAAUAGAUGGGGAGGAGAAGAAGAAGGUAAAUUUCCUAUCUUCUGAAGAUUUUGAGCCGACUCUUAUUCCACCCAAGACAAUUCCUGACCCGGAUGAUAAGAAACCAGAGGACUGGGAUGAGCAGGCAAAGAUUCCAGAUCCAGAAGCAGUGAAGCCAGAUGAUUGGGAUGAGAAUGCACCCAUGGAAAUUGAAGAUGAGGAUGCUGUGAAACCAGAAGGGUGGUUAGAUGACGAGCCUGAGGAAAUUGAUGAUCCUGAUGCUUCAAAGCCUGAAGACUGGGAUGAUGAGUAG